This is a messenger RNA of Tyto alba (common barn owl), 1912 nucleotides long. RefSeq names its product protein FAM89A-like. The record is from RefSeq and is a predicted model, not a curated record. The coding region runs from base 495 to 905 and encodes 136 amino acids. The transcript has 2 exons. NCBI's taxonomy places the organism in Eukaryota, Metazoa, Chordata, Aves, Strigiformes, Tytonidae.
GAGAGCUCUCUCUCGGGUUGAGAGCUCUGGCUCGCAGAGCGGAUACACCGAGGCUUUGUUGAAACGCUCGGAGGCAAAAGGCUUCUGACCCACAGCGUGGCGGCGAAGGGAAACACCCCGGCGGGAAGGGGAGAGAGCGCUUCCAUGUUCCCAGGCGGCUGAAACAACGACGACGCCGCCGCAGGAGCCGGCUGCCCCCCGCCUGCUUCCCCUGCAUCUCAUCCCCCAACCGCCGGGCCGAGCCCGGCGGCUCAGCCCCGUCCCCGCAGCGGCCCUCCCGCCUCUCCCGGCCGCGGGGCAGGCGGCUGCCGCCGGGUUCUUUCGGCGGAGGGCAGACGCGGGCACCUGCGGCCUGCUCCCCCCACGCCGCCGCCGCCGCCAGCCCCCGCCCCGCCCGCCGGGCCUCCCCCGGCCGCGGCCCGUAGGCGGGGCGGGAUGCGGGCGGCGCCUCCCGCAGCGGGGCCGAGGCAGCUCGUCCCCUCAGUCGCCGCAGCAUGAGCGGGCCGGGGUUGCUGGGGCCCGGUGGCGGCGCGGGGCUGCCGCCGCUGCCCAAAAGCCUGAGCGGGCUGCUGAACUCCUCCUCCUCCGGUGGCGGCGGCCAGGGCGGGCGCUGGCGGGACCUGGAGCGGCUCUACGCGCAGAAAUCCCGCAUCCAGGACGAGCUGAGCGGCGGCGGCCGGGGCUCCCCGCGGCCGCCCAAGCCGCCCAACCUGGACGCGGCCCUGGCCCUGCUCCGCAAGGAGAUGGUUGGCCUUCGGCAGCUAGAUAUGUCACUACUGUGUCAGCUGUACUCCUUGUAUGAAUCGAUUCAAGAAUACAAAGGUGCCUGCCAAGCUGACUCUAACGCAGACUGCACGUAUGCUCUGGAAAAUGGUUUUUUUGAUGAAGAGGAGGAAUACUUCUAGAAGCAGGAAGACUCACAUCCAGGCUGACCGAGGUUCUUUCGUCCUUCUCUCCCUGUAACACACCUCAGCCAGAAUGACUGGAAUCUGUAUGGAUCCCUCUUCCUGAGGAGGAACACCCAGCUACCCCAAGUUGUUUAAAUUCACUUAUUUUAACAGGCUGUCAGUACAAGUUAACUCAUGCAAAUACCACUUGAGGAAAGUGCUGUACUCUUAACUUUUGAAGAGUCCUCAGACAUGCUUGACAAGAGUUUUCAAUUUAAUUUGCAAGGUGGGUGUUUUCAACUUCCAAAUGUUGGUAGCUUAUAACUGGAAUUUUAAUCGUAGAAGACAGCAGUGACUUCCUGAGUUGUAAUAACUUCUUAAGGGGGGAGGGAACCCUCUGCUGUAGUGUAAAUAGCUAUAGGUGAUUUGUUUUGGUCAACGGUAUUGAUAAAUGCAUUUUGAACAGGCGUCUGGAUGCACACACAUCCAGCUCUACUAAGCUAGUUCUGCUCUUACCAGCUGCAUCCAGUUUUGUACUGGGUGGAUUGUUUACACAAUUUAAUUUUUUUUUUCUCCUUAAGCUAAUUUUGACUUUUCCUUACUCUUAGCUUACAAGCUGUACAUGUCAUAGUGAAUGUUUUCAGCAGUUUUUUUCUGUUGAUCUAAUUCACUUUCUUGGUACUGCCACUUGGCAUUAACUUUUAUACUAUUGUCUGGAUAUCUUGCAUCAACAUAGCUCUUUGACUUGCUAAACUGUUCUGAAAUGGCUUGCUUAGCUUUUACUGCACUGCAUAGUAAAAGCACAGAUUCAAACAUAGUCUGUCUGCCACUAUGUGGCUUGGAAUAACGUGAACUCUUGUGCAAGUGUUCUUGAUCAUAUGAAGGAUAAGGAGACCUCUCAUAUGACACAGUGGGACAAAUUGCAAUAUUUUAUACCGAGUGAACUUUUUUUCUGUAAGGUAGACUACAGCUCUUUUUAAAAAUGCAAAAUAAGUAUUUUGAGCACAUACUUUGCAUAUGUUAAA